UACACAGCCACACCCAGUCCAGACCCUUUUGUAAUCAUUCUAGGUGGCGUUCACGUGAGGUUUUGACGUCUUGUUCCUUUACUUCCACAGAAGCAAAGGAUAAGCUGGCAGUGACAGCGACUGCUGCCCUUGCUGGCAAAACCGUAGCGAACGGCUACCUCGUGCUUGAUUUUCCUACACGCGACUUGUAAUUCUGAACGUUUACCUCGAGGCUGUACACAAUCGCCACAUCGUGGGUGUAUCAUUGAUACACCUCCUUAUUGGUUCUCUUUUACUCCAUGUCGAGCAAGAAUUUCAACGGAAAUCCACCCAAGUAUAUCAAUGACUUUAGCAAGGCGCUUGCCAGUGAAGUUCGGAUUCUGCUGGCAGAGGUGGGGAAACUGAGGGACGAACGACGGGCGCUGCAGUACGAAAUAGCCGAACUCAUGAGCGUCAAGUCGAAGCACGGCGCUGGAGGAGAGUACUCGCCAGAGUGGCAGCCGCCCUCCGAGCCGCAAGGCUUUGUCGCUCCCCUUCCCCCACCGGCGCCGCUGCCUCCAAUGGACGAAGGACCUCCACCUCCAGCACGGCCGGCAUGGCGCACGGUCCAUAAACGUGCGGAAAGGAAGGAGAAAGCAAUCGCAAAGCUCAUGCCAACCUCUGUCCCCGCGCCGUCUGCCGUUCCGCCUCUUGAGCCCCCACGACCAAACAUACCAGCAUGGGCGCAAUGGAGGCCGAACACUCUCCUCUCACCGGCGCCCGUCAUGGCAACACCAGCCGUGCCGCUCCCUACUUCUCCCCCACCGCCUAGCCGUUCAGGCCUUUUCGGGCCCCCGACUCCUCCCUUGAAGUAGACGGAUCUACAUUGAAACAACACAUCAACAAGCAUUUAUGUAACACCACCCCAUCUUUUGCUUUUCUAGAAACUUCUCAUCGGAUUUUCUACAACACAACAAGCAUUUUCUACACCAUCUUUCUGCUUCUUAUCGU
This is a messenger RNA of Guyanagaster necrorhizus, 969 nucleotides long. RefSeq lists its product as uncharacterized. The coding region runs from base 279 to 833 and encodes 184 amino acids. Lineage: Eukaryota; Fungi; Basidiomycota; Agaricomycetes; Agaricales; Physalacriaceae. The transcript has 7 exons. The record is from RefSeq and is a predicted model, not a curated record.